UGCCUCCCAAGUGCUGGGACUAAAGGCAUACACCAUCACCACAAAGCAAGACAAAGAUUUUUAAGGUUUGAAGUAUAUAUUUAAAUGAUAUGGUGGAGGUGGGACUCUGGGGGAUGGCUCAGUGGUUAAGGGUGCUUAUUGUUCUUUAAAGAGGACCUGAGGUCUGUUCCAACGCCCACACCAGGCAGUGCACAGCCAUAUCUAACUCCAGUCCCAGGAUCAGCACCCUCUGGCCUCUGCGGGCACCUUCACACACCUAGAGCACAUAAGCUCACACAGUCACGUGCAUGCGCACACACAGACAGAGGCCAAGAGCUUUCAGUGGUCAGUGUGGAGCAGUUGUUGCAAUACAGUGAAGGAUAUUGAAUUAUAUACACAUGUUAGUAUCCUCCAGGAAAUGGUAAAUACCUGUAAGUCUGUCCUGAAUCUGCUUGAUUAACUGAUUAAAUAAAUACGUAGGGACAAUAGGCAAAUUUCUGGGCAGAAAAAUUCUGAAUAAUUUAUGCAGAUAGUCCUCUCUCAAGAAGUUAGCAUAUAAUUCCUUUCUCUUUUUGUUUUUUGAAACAAGGUUUAAUGUUGCCUAGGCUGUGUAGCUGAGGCUGGUCUUGAACUCCUGAUUCUUCUGCCUCUCAAGUACUGGAAUACAGGCAUGUUCCACAAUACUCAACUUCUCUGCUUCUUAAGUGUCUAGAGACUUCCUUCCACAGAGCACAGGCAGAGAGGAGUGUGUGCAGCAGAGAACUUGGCAGGCAAGGCCUCAAGCAAGUGAUGGAGGUGGAAGAGAGCUGCAGACACUUCUAGAUUCUUCUUCCUGGGUGCACGGCUCCAGUCUACUUGAGUAAAACAUCCAUCAAGUCCAGUUGAAGGACACCCUACGAAAUACCUGACCAGCACUCCACAAAACUUUCAAGGCCACCCAAACAAGACAAGUCUGAAAACUAAGAGAAGCGCUUGGUGGCAUGGCAUGUAUGUGGGUGCCCCGGUGGCAUACAUCCAACAGAUAUUUGUGAAGUCAUCAGUGUCUCCCUGGCACAAAAACCUUCUGGCGGUAGAUGUGUUUCGUUCACCUCUGUCCCGGGCAUUCCAGCUGGUGGAGGAAAUCCGGAACCACGUGCUGAGAGACAGCUCGGGGACCAAGAGCCUGGAGGAAGUUUGCCUUCAGGUAACAGACUUGCUGCCAGGCCUCAAGAAACUCCGGAGCCUACUACCCGAACAUGGCUGCCUGCUGCUGUCCCCUGGGAACUUCUGGCAGAACGACUGGGAACGAUUUCAUGCCGACCCUGACAUCAUUGGGACCAUCCAUCAGCACGAGCCCAAGACUCUGCAGACUUCAGCCACACUCAAAGACCUGCUGUUCGGUGUUCCUGGGAAGUACAGCGGGGUGAGCCUCUAUACAAGGAAGAGGAUGGUCUCCUAUACCAUCACCCUGGUCUUCCAGCGCUACCAUGCCAAGUUUCUGAACAGCCUGCGUGCCCGGCUCAUGCUCCUGCACCCCAGCCCCAACUGCAGCCUGCGAGCAGAGAACCUGGUCCAUGUGCACUUCAAAGAGGAGAUCGGCAUCGCAGAGCUCAUCCCCCUGGUGACCACCUACAUCAUCCUGUUUGCCUACAUCUACUUCUCCACACGCAAGAUCGACAUGGUCAAGUCCAAGUGGGGACUCGCCCUGGCGGCUGUGGUCACAGUGCUUAGCUCCCUGCUCAUGUCUGUGGGGCUCUGCACCCUCUUCGGCCUGACACCCACACUCAAUGGCGGUGAGAUCUUCCCAUACCUGGUGGUGGUUAUUGGGCUAGAGAAUGUGCUGGUGCUCACCAAGUCAGUGGUGUCGACCCCAGUGGACCUGGAGGUGAAGCUUCGGAUCGCACAAGGCUUAAGCAGUGAGAGCUGGUCCAUCAUGAAAAACAUGGCAACUGAAUUGGGCAUCAUCCUUAUUGGCUACUUCACCCUUGUGCCUGCCAUCCAGGAGUUCUGCCUCUUUGCUGUUGUGGGCCUGGUGUCUGACUUCUUCCUCCAGAUGCUGUUCUUCACCACUGUCCUGUCAAUCGACAUUCGGCGGAUGGAGCUAGCAGACCUGAACAAGCGCCUGCCCCCCGAAUCCUGCCUGCCCUCAGCCAAGCCCGUGGGGAGGCCAGCACGCUAUGAGAGACAGCUAGCUGUACGGCCGGCCACACCACACACCAUCACACUGCAGCCAUCUUCCUUCCGAAACCUGCGGCUCCCCAAAAGACUGCGAGUCAUCUACUUCCUGGCCCGUACUCGCCUGGCACAGCGUCUCAUCAUGGCUGGCACCGUUGUUUGGAUUGGCAUCCUGGUAUACACAGACCCGGCAGGGCUGCGCACCUACCUCGCUGCCCAGGUGACAGAACAGAGCCCACUGGGUGAGGGUUCCCUGGGCCCCAUGCCUGUGCCUAGUGGAGUCCUGCCUGCCAGCCACCCGGACCCUGCCUUCUCCAUCUUCCCACCUGAUGCUCCUAAAGUGCCAGAGAACCAGACACUGCCAGGUGAGCUGCCUGAGCAUGCCGUUCCAGCAGAGGGUGUCCAUGACAGCCGAGCCCCAGAGGUAACUUGGGGGCCUGAGGAUGAGGAGCUGUGGAGGAAAUUGUCCUUCCGCCACUGGCCCACACUCUUCAACUACUACAACAUCACACUGGCCAAGAGGUACAUCAGCCUGCUGCCUGUCAUACCUGUCACGCUGCGCCUGAAUCCACGGGAGGCGCUGGAGGGGCGGCACCCUCAGGACGGACGCAGUGCCUGGGCCCCACCCGAGUCUCUGCCUGCAGACCUCUGGGAGGCCGGACCCAAGGGGCCAGGAGGAACACAGGCCCAUGGCGACGUUACCCUGUACAAGGUGGCCGCGCUGGGCCUGGCGGCGGGCAUGGUCCUCGUGCUGCUGUUGCUCUGCCUCUACCGGGUGCUCUGCCCGCGGAACUACGGGCAGCCCGGGGGUGGCCCCGGCAGGCGGAGGCGCGGAGAGCUGCCCUGCGACGACUACGGCUACGCGCCGCCCGAGACGGAGAUCGUGCCGCUGGUGCUGCGCGGGCACCUCAUGGACAUCGAGUGUCUGGCUAGCGACGGGAUGCUGCUAGUGAGCUGCUGCCUGGCAGGCCAAGUCUGCGUGUGGGACGCACAGACCGGGGACUGCCUCAUGCGCAUCCCGCGCCCAGGGCCACGCCGGGACAGCUGCGGAGGCGGAGCUUUUGAAGCUCAGGAGAACUGGGAAAAGCUGUCGGAUGGCGGCAAAACUAGCCCCGAGGAGCCUGGGGACAGCCCUCCGCUGCGACACCGCCCCCGAGGGCCUCCACCGCCUUCCCUCUUCGGGGACCAGCCAGACCUCACCUGCUUAAUCGACACCAACUUCUCGGUGCAGCUGCCCCCAGAGCCCGCUCAGCCCGAGCCUCGGCACCGGGCGGGCUGUGGCCGCUCUAGGGACUCUGGCUAUGACUUCAGCCGCCUGGUGCAGCGUGUGUACCAGGAGGAGGGCCUGGCUGCGGUGCGCAUGCCGGCCCUGCGUCCACCCUCUCCCGGAUCCCCGCUGCCCCAGGCUUCUCAGGAAGAGGGGACUGCACCCGAGAAGAGCUCCCCUCCUCUAGCCUGGGCCCCCAGCACAGCCGGCUCUAUCUGGAGCUUGGAGCUGCAAGGCAACCUCAUCGUGGUUGGGCGGAGCAGCGGCCGGCUGGAGGUGUGGGACGCCAUUGAAGGGGUGCUCUGCUGCAGCAACGAGGAGGUCUCCUCAGGCAUCACAGCCCUUGUCUUCCUGGACAGAAGGAUUGUAGCUGCUCGGCUUAAUGGUUCCCUUGAUUUCUUUUCCUUGGAGACGCACACUUCCCUCAGCCCCCUGCAGUUCAGAGGGACCCCAGGGCGAGGCAGUUCUCCUUCCUCAUCUGUGUACAGCAGCAGCAGCAGCAGCACAGUGGCCUGUCAUCUGACCCACACAGUACCCUGUGCACACCAAAAACCCAUCACAGCCCUGAGAGCUGCUGCCGGGCGCCUGGUGACAGGGAGCCAAGACCAUACUCUAAGAGUCUUCCGACUGGAGGAUUCGUGUUGCCUUUUUACCCUGCAGGGCCACUCGGGGGCAAUCACAACUGUGUACAUUGAUCAGACCAUGGUACUGGCCAGUGGAGGACAAGAUGGAGCCAUCUGCCUGUGGGAUGUACUAACAGGUAGCCGGGUCAGCCAUACAUUUGCUCACCGUGGAGAUGUCACCUCCCUCACCUGUACCACCUCCUGUGUCAUUAGUAGUGGCUUGGAUGACCUUAUCAAUAUCUGGGACCGCAGCACAGGCAUCAAGCUUUACUCCAUCCAGCAGGACCUGGGCUGUGGUGCAAGCUUAGGUGUCAUCUCAGAUAACCUUCUGGUGACCGGCGGCCAGGGCUGCGUCUCCUUUUGGGACCUAAACUACGGGGACCUGUUACAGACAGUCUACUUGGGCAAGAACAGUGAGGCCCAGCCUGCCCGGCAGAUUCUGGUGCUGGACAACGCUGCCAUUGUCUGCAACUUUGGCAGUGAGCUCAGCCUAGUGUAUGUGCCCUCUGUGCUGGAGAAACUGGACUGAGGGCAGGCCGGCUACGCAACCCCUUGCCCCCACCCAAAGUGGGGCACUGGGGGCAGCAACUCUUUGGACCUAGACUGGAGGCGAGAGCUAGGCAUCUUCUCUGCAGCUGACCCAACUGUUGUCUCCUGACUGUAAUAUUAAACUUUUUUAAAAACCACAUUGA
Molecule: messenger RNA, 4715 nt
Organism: Peromyscus leucopus (white-footed mouse)
Lineage: Eukaryota; Metazoa; Chordata; Mammalia; Rodentia; Cricetidae
Gene: Scap
Product: SREBF chaperone
Exons: 21
Coding region: 965-4552 (1195 amino acids)
Biological process (GO): SREBP signaling pathway
Cellular component (GO): endoplasmic reticulum membrane; Golgi membrane
Molecular function (GO): sterol binding; protein binding
Source: RefSeq, a predicted model, not a curated record